UCUAUUCUUCGUCAUCAUAUUAACGAAUGUCUAAUUCAUUUUGGAAGGAAUUUUGAGGAGUGCCAGCUAGGAUGUGUCGAUCGAUUAUUUUAUUCGUUAUAAUAUUGAACAUCAGCCUGCCGAUACAAUCUUCGAAAUGGAUAAAACGCCUAUCAGCAGAGAACACAGUACUGUAUUGUAAUCCAGUCGUGUGUAACGUCGGGUACCAAGUGUCAUUUUGUAAACAAAACUACACAAACGACUACUGCCACAGAUGUCCAGUCGGUAGUGUACAAAGCAAAGCGGUCGACUCAGCAACAGUGAACCACCUGACGGAGAUCCUUAAGUGUGUAUCAACAGACCAAGAACCGUCUUGUCCACCGGAGACGGUAUUGGUUUUAAGUGAGAGGAAGAGACCGACGUGUGAGUGUGAUACAGCACGAGGAUAUGCUGGAGACAAUUUUUUGAUUUGUAUCAGUUGUCCGGAAUGUCCUCCUGGAACGGAAUUGAAAAAAGAUGGACAAUGCAGCCACUGCCCUCCCGGUACAUUCAAGACAUCACAAGGAUUUGGCCCAUGCAGACGUCUUACAAACUGUGGAGGGGAAAACAGAGAAACGCUUUUACAAGGAAAUACAACAGCAGAUGCUGUCUGUGGAAAUUUUCUGACAACAGCUACAACGGAAUCAGCAUCUUCGGUACCAGACAUGUCAACGCGUGAGUCACAACCUAUACUAGCUGCCCUGUCGAGUGACGGUUUGGAGGGGUUUUCUCUGACUGGGGAUGAAAACAAUCCAAUUUACUCGAGUCAUGAAAUGGAAAUGCAUGAUAUAUACAACAAUCAACAGAGAUUAAUGUUAGUAACCAUGGCAAUCCAAGUCAUCUUCUUUAUUGCCAUACUCGUCAUCAUAACCGUCGGCGUACUCAAAAUCAGGAAAAUGUCACGAGAUUUACCAACUCGGCGUGGCAAGGAUGUUGGCAAAGAUGAGGAAUGUUUACUAGUUGCUAGUCCUUCGGACAACGACACAGAAACGGCAAGGAUAAAGAGUGCAUAUGCAUUAGAUAAGUACGAAAGUGAACAGGAGUUUGUUUCUUUGUAUCAACCAGUAACCAUGGAAACCCUGUACCCCGACAUUAACAGCAGGCCUUGUACACCUACGGCACCACGACCGUCAAUAUUGGACUUCCGAAACAAUUGCUAAUCAUAGUAUCCCGUGUUCGUUUUUCAAGAUUUCCUUUUUCGAUAUACAUGUCCUCUCUAUCCUAAAAACCGCCGUCGCUAGGCUGAUACCUGUCCAUUGAAUAUUACAUAACCCUCAAUACUCGCGGGGUUACGCUCAUCUUCGCUUUCUGCAACCUUAAAAUAUUUCAUGACAAAAUUGAAGGCCAUCUUGUGGAUGAAACGAUCGAAAAGACUAAUUUGAUCCUUUGAUGUACAGCGAAAACAUAUUUCGGUCGAAUAACGGUAAAAUUAUCUGGCUUUGAAUUCGGAUGGUGCUCCUGUGUAAACUUCAAAGCACCACAUAGCAAUAAUUUAACAGAUAAUUUAUA
Mizuhopecten yessoensis (Yesso scallop) is the source of this 1527-nucleotide messenger RNA. RefSeq lists its product as uncharacterized. The coding region runs from base 72 to 1178 and encodes 368 amino acids. The record is from RefSeq and is a predicted model, not a curated record. The transcript has 12 exons. Gene Ontology annotation, biological process: positive regulation of canonical NF-kappaB signal transduction; positive regulation of JNK cascade. Gene Ontology annotation, cellular component: plasma membrane. NCBI's taxonomy places the organism in Eukaryota, Metazoa, Mollusca, Bivalvia, Pectinida, Pectinidae. Gene Ontology annotation, molecular function: signaling receptor activity.